UCCAAUAGUUUUGUUCACAAAAAGAAAAAAAAUUAUACUAAAAUGGCGGUGAACGUAGGCCUUUUUGAAAUUUGCAUAACAUUCAUUUUCUUCCUUUUCUUUCUAGGCUUAUUGUUCCACAAGAACUUGUUCAACAAGAAAUUUCUGAAGCACUCGCUCACGAACUGGCCGGUCAUUGGGAUGCUUCCGGGUCUACUCCUCCAUUUCAAUCGUUUCUAUGAUGCAGUCACCGAGCUUCUCGAGGCCUCCAAUAUGACGUUUGCUUACAAAGGGCCAAGGCUUAGUGGAAUUAAUAUAUUGCUCACUGUUGAUCCAGCCAAUAUCCGCCAUAUUCUAAGUUCAAAUUUCGACAAUUAUCCCAAAGGGUUGGAGUUUAAGAAGAUAUUCGAUGUCUUGGGAGAUUCAAUUUUCAACGUUGACACGGAGUUGUGGGAGGAUAUGAGAAACUCGUCUCAUGCCAUUUUAGGCCAUCAAGAUUUCCAAAGGUUUUGGGUGAGCACAAGUGUAAACAAAGUGAAUCAAGGGCUUGUUCCUAUUCUUGAAAACGCUGUUGAGAAAAACAUCCUCGUAGACUUUCAAGAUCUGUUCCACAGAUUCUUGUUCGACACAUCUUCGAUUUUGAUGACCGGGUAUGAUCCAAGAUGUCUCUCCAUCGAAAUGCCUAAGGUUGAGUUCAGUGACGCGGUGGAUGGUGUUGCGGAUGGGAUUUUCUAUAGACAUUUCAAGCCGGUUUUUCUUUGGAAGCUCCAAUAUUGGCUUGGAUUUGGAGUAGAGAAGAGCAUGAGAAGAGGUCUCGCGGUUUUCGACCAAUUACUAGCGAAGGUCAUAUCAGCUAAACGAGAGGAGAUCAAAGUUCAUGGCAUUCGUGACUCAGAAGGAGAGGCCAUAGACGUUUUGACGUAUUACAUGACUAUCGACACGACCAAGUACAAACACUUGAAGCCAAGUAACGAUAAAUUCAUCAGAGACACUAUUUUGGGGAUUUUGAUAGCGGCAAAAGACACAACAAGCUCUGCUCUCACUUGUUUUUUUUGGCUUCUCUCCAAGAACCCUGAAGCAAUCACCAAGAUACGACAAGAGAUUAACAAGGAGAUGCCAAAGUUUGAUCCCGCAGAUUUAAACAAGCUCGUGUAUCUAGACGCUGCCGUGUGUGAGACGCUAAGGCUAUACCCAUCAGUCCCAUUUAACCACAAAUCACCGGCAAAGCCGGACGUGCUUCCAACAGGGCAUAGAGUCGACAAGAACUGGAAGAUAGUUAUCCCUAUUUAUGCAUUGGGAAGAAUGAAAUCCGUUUGGGGAGAUGAUGCAAAAGAUUUCAGACCAGAGAGAUGGAUUUCGGACAGUGGAAUGUUGAGACACGAACCUUCGCAUAAAUUCUUGGCAUUUAACGCUGGUCCAAGAAGUUGCUUGGGGAAAAAGUUAACGUUCUUGCAGAUGAAGACAGUGGCUGUGGAAAUCAUACGAAACUAUGACAUUAAAGUCGUCGAAGGGCACAAAACCGAACCAGUUCCUUCUGUUCUUCUUCGCAUGCAACAUGGUCUGAAAGCUAGUGUUACUAAGAUCUAGAGAUAUUUUCUCUUUUAUAAAAUCAAUAAUAAUGAUAAUAAUUGUUAAGGGGUUAUAAGUCCGAAACCUCUUGAUUAAAAAAGGAAAAUAAAAAAUAAUUGUCAAGAUUUCAAUAAAAGAUCGAUGUAUGUAACCUCAUCGAUAGUUUCAAUUUAUAUGCAUGUAUGUCUUUUCGGUUGAUUGUAGUAAUCAUUACGUACUUGAGUGCAGUUUGCAUUUUGUAAUGUAAAAUUUAUCAAUUAACAAAACUGUUUGUUUAGA
This is a messenger RNA of Raphanus sativus (radish), 1827 nucleotides long. RefSeq names its product alkane hydroxylase MAH1. Gene Ontology annotation, molecular function: heme binding; oxidoreductase activity, acting on paired donors, with incorporation or reduction of molecular oxygen; iron ion binding. The transcript has a single exon. The record is from RefSeq and is a predicted model, not a curated record. NCBI's taxonomy places the organism in Eukaryota, Viridiplantae, Streptophyta, Magnoliopsida, Brassicales, Brassicaceae. The coding region runs from base 43 to 1566 and encodes 507 amino acids.